CGAGGCCGUUUCAGGAUACCGGGGCAACUGUGAGCGGCUCUUUUUUUCUUUCUUUUUUUGUGGUUGUUGUUGCGCCCUCCAUCAUGGCGAGUGACUCUCCAGCCCGGAGCCUGGACGAAAUAGACCUGUCCGCGUUGAGGGAUCCCGCUGGCAUCUUUGAGCUGGUGGAGCUGGUGGGAAACGGCACCUAUGGGCAGGUGUACAAGGGUCGCCAUGUCAAGACGGGGCAGUUGGCAGCCAUCAAGGUCAUGGAUGUCACCGGGGAUGAGGAAGAGGAGAUUAAAGCAGAAAUUAACAUGCUGAAGAAGUACAGUCACCAUCGGAACAUCGCCACCUACUACGGAGCGUUCAUCAAGAAGAACCCGCCGGGCAUCGACGACCAGCUAUGGCUGGUCAUGGAGUUCUGCGGCGCCGGCUCGGUGACGGACUUGGUCAAGAACACCAAGGGCAACUCUCUGAAGGAGGAGUGGAUCGCCUACAUCUGCCGAGAGAUUCUCAGGGGCCUGACUCACCUCCAUCAGCACAAGGUCAUCCACCGAGACAUCAAGGGCCAGAACGUCCUGCUGACCGAGAACGCAGAGGUCAAACUAGUGGACUUCGGCGUGUCGGCCCAGUUGGACCGCACGGUGGGGCGGAGGAACACGUUCAUCGGGACGCCGUACUGGAUGGCCCCGGAGGUCAUCGCCUGCGACGAGAACCCCGAAGCCACGUACGACUUCAAGAGUGAUUUAUGGUCGCUGGGAAUCACGGCGAUAGAGAUGGCGGAAGGAGCACCGCCGCUGUGUGACAUGCACCCAAUGAGAGCCCUCUUCCUCAUCCCGCGUAACCCCGCCCCCAGACUCAAGUCGAAGAAGUGGUCCAAUAAGUUCCAGUCGUUCAUCGAGAGCUGUCUGGUGAAGAGCCACGGCCAGAGGCCCAGCACGGAGCAGCUCCUCAAGCACCCGUUCAUCAGAGACCUGCCCAACGAGAGGCAGAUCCGCAUCCAGCUGAAGGACCACAUCGACCGCACCAAGAAGAAGAGAGGGGAGAGGGAUGAGACAGAGUACGAGUACAGCGGCAGUGAAGAGGAGGAUGAAGAAAGAGAGAUGGGUGAACCGAGCUCCAUCAUCAACGUCCCCGGGGAGUCGACGCUGAGGCGGGACUUCCUGCGCCUCCAGCUGGCCAACAAGGAGCGGUCGGAGGCGCAGCGGCGGCACCAGCAGCAUCUGCUGGAGCAGCAGCAGAACGAGGAGCACAAGCGCCUGCUGUUGGCCGAGAGGCAGAAGCGCAUCGAGGAGCAGAAGGAGCAGAGGAGGCGGCUGGAGGAGCAGCAGCAGCGAGAGCGAGAGAAGAGGAAGCUGCUCGAGAGGGAACAGAGGAGGCGCUACGAGGAAAUGGAGCAGCUCCGCAGAGAGGAGGAGAGGAGGCACGCGGAGAGAGAGCAGGAGUAUAUCCGUAGACAGCUGGAGGAGGAACAGAGGCAGUUAGAGAUCCUCCAGCAGCAGCUACUACAAGAACAGGCAUUACUGAUGGAAUACAAACGUAAGCAGAUUGAGGAGCAGCGGCAGGCGGAGCGGCUGCAGAGGCAGCUCCAGCAGGAGAGAGCCUACCUGGUGUCUCUGCAGCAGCAGCCGCAGACGCAGACGCAGACGCAGACACAGACACAGCAGCUGCAGCCGCCGCCGGAGGCGGGAAGGCAGGCAGAGAAGAAACCGCUUUACCACUACAAAGACAUCAUCAAUCCCAAUGACAAGCCGGCCUGGGCCAAAGACGUCCCGAAGCAGCAGCAUGUUGAGAGUAACCCACCCCGCCCCCAACUACGACAACACCCGUCAUUCGACCAACCGGCUCCAUCCCCCGGCUCUCACGUCUCACGCAGAGCUCAGGCGCCGAGGCGAACCCAAUCCCAGUGUGCCAAGCUCCUCCCCAAUAUAUGUAUCUCACGAGACCCCGAAGAGCCCCUAGAUCUGGGGCUGCAGCAGGAGAUAAGUCAGCAGGUCAGAGAGUUCAGGGCUCAGAAACUCAGUCUCGGGGCCCGCAGCCCGGGGCCCAACCAGGAGAACAGCCAGGCUCCUGGCCAAGGGCCCAGUAAGGGGCCUGGAAAGAGUCAUGCAAGCCAAUGGCCAGUCAGCCAGUCUACUACACCACCUAACCUGUAUUUUCUGGGGCCCGAGAAAGAGAAGGCCAAAGAGAGGCCUUUCUCUGUCCCCAACCAGGCAGCCAUCCCGGGGCCGAUGCCUCCAGACCUUCAGUUUAAGGCCCUGCAACCUCAUCCUCAAGGGCCAGGACCGGCCCAGGCACCUCAGUCUGGAUCCAAUAGGGCAUCCAACCCUGCGGUGAAACUGGUGGAGGAGCGAUCCAAGUUGAACCGACAGAGCUCCCCGGCGCUGCAGCACAAAGCGUCCAACCGCAUCUCCGACCCCUCCCUCCCUCCCCGCUCCGAGUCCUUCAGCAGCGGGGGCAUGCAGCCCGCCCGCACCCCACCCAUCCACCGCUCCAUCGAACCACAGAUGGCUCACCUGGUUCCGGUGAAGACCCACUCCGGCUCCAUGUCGGGCUCCCAGUCUCUCCAGGACCAGACGGGCUCCUCCCUGAGCGAAGGCCUCAGCGUGGGCUCCCCGAGGCCCGAGAUGCCCCGGCAGAACUCAGACCCCACCUCUGACACCCCCGGAGCCCCGCAGUGCGUCACGGGCAGAGAGGACCGGGAACGGGACAGAGACAGGGACCGGGACCGAGACCGAGACCGGACCGCCGCCUGGCUCAGAGAGGAGGACCUCCCACCCCAGGUCCCCCAGAGGACCACUUCCAUCUCCCCAGCAUUGGUCAGGAAGAACUCCCCCAAUGGAGGAGCGGGUCUGAGCCCUUGCACAGGCUCUCAACUCAUCCGGGCCAGCAACCCGGACCUUCGGCUCUCCGAGCUCUCUCUGGACGCCAUGCUGCAAAGAACCUCCUCCAACUCGUCGUCCUCCUCCUCCCCUUCAUCUCAGGGCGGCUCGGCCGAGAGGAGAGGUCAAGCCGAGCAGGAAGAGUCCCCUCCAGGAGCCAAUCAGGAGGCUAAGCCCAAACAGGAGGAGGGCCGGGAAUCGGCCAGACCCAGCAGGCCUGCAGACCUCAGUGCCUUGGCCAAGGAGCUCAGGGAGCUGAGGGUGGAGGAGGGCAGCAGGCCUCCAGCCAAGGUGACCGACUACUCGUCCUCGAGCGACGAUUCGGAGAGCAGCGACGACGACGGGCAGACGGUGGGCCACGACGGGACCGUCGCCGUGAGCGACACCCCCCGCAUCAUGCCGGCAGUGCAGAGCAGCAGUGAGACGUACGGAGGGCUGACGGAGGAAUCUCUGGGAGACGCUUACGACAGCUCCAAGGAUGGCACUCUGGUGAUGAGAGAGAAGAAAGAGGAGAGGAGGAGAGGCGGCCACGCCGAGAGUAACGGGUUCGGGAAUCACAAUAACCACGGUAACCUGCCUGACCUGUUGCAGCAGAGCAACUCUCCCUCGGCCACGCCCACUUCGGCCCUGCAGGAACUGGGCAACAUGGCUGAGUUUGGACUGGGCGGGUCCAAAGCGUCCUUCACCCCAUUCGUUGACCCUCGUGUCUAUCAAACCUCCCCGAGUGAGAACGCCGAUGACGAGAUCUCAGCUGAAGCCCAGUUUGGCAGCGAGCUGCUGAUGCAGGAGCAGGCCCGACUAAACGAAGCCAGAAAGAUCUCCGUGGUCAACGUCAACCCGACGAACAUCCGACCGCACAGCGACACGCCGGAGAUCCGCAAAUACAAGAAGCGCUUCAACUCCGAGAUCCUGUGCGCCGCACUCUGGGGCGUGAACCUGCUGGUGGGCACGGAGAACGGCCUGAUGCUGCUGGAUCGGAGCGGGCAGGGGAAGGUCUACAACCUGAUCACCAGGCGGCGCUUCCUGCAGAUGGAUGUGCUGGAGGGGCUCAACGUGCUCGUCACCAUAUCCGGGAAGAAGAACAAGCUGCGCGUCUACUACCUCUCCUGGCUGAGGAACAGAAUCCUGCACAACGACCCGGAGGUGGAGAAGAAGCAGGGCUGGAUCACAGUGGGGGAGCUGGAGGGCUGCGUGCACUAUAAAGUCGUGAAAUACGAGAGGAUCAAGUUCCUGGUGAUCGGUCUGAAGAACGCCGUGGAGAUCUACGCCUGGGCUCCGAAACCCUACCACAAGUUCAUGGCCUUUAAGUCCUUCACUGAGCUGCAGCACCGUCCCCAGCUGGUGGACCUGACGGUGGAGGAAGGUCAGAGGUUGAAGGUCAUCUACGGCUCCAGCGUGGGCUUCCACGUCAUCGACGUGGACUCGGGCAACCCGUACGACAUCUACAUCCCCUCGCACGGUGCCAAACAGAUGAAGAUCCAGAGCCAGGUGACGCCCCACGCCAUCGUGGUUCUCCCGAAGACCGACGGGAUGGAGAUGCUGCUGUGCUACGAGGACGAGGGCGUCUACGUCAACACCUACGGCCGCAUCACCAAAGACGUGGUGCUGCAGUGGGGCGAGAUGCCCACCUCCGUCGGUAUUCUUUGCGUCGGUGCGCUCGGGGGGCAGCAGCCAGGUUUUCUUCAUGACCCUCAACAGAAGCUCUAUGAUGAACUGCAGCUGACGGGUACGUUGGCCCUGGCCGUGUUCACGGCGACGCUGUCCUCCCUGCAGUACGGCUACAGCCUGGGAGUCAUCAACGCGCCCCAGAGGGUCAUAGAGAAGCAUUACGGGCUGUCCCUGGGCGUGUGGUCGGAGAGGGCCGCCGUCCCGUCGGGAAACGCCACCACCACCGAAGAAGAAGGAGAAGACGGCGUGUUCCGGGAGGCGGGGCACCACCCUACCGUGGUCAUGUACUGGUCACUGUCGGUGGCCAUCUUCUCCAUCGGGGGCAUGCUGUCCUCCUUCCUGGUGGGAUAUGUGGGAGACCUGAGAGGGAGGAUCAAAGGCAUGUUGAUGGUGAACAUCCUGUCCGUGGCGGGCGGGCUGCUCAUGGGCCUCUGCCGGAUGUGGAAACCUCACAUCAUGGUCAUCUCCGGCCGCGCCGUCAUGGGCUUCUACUGCGGGAUCACAUCUGGUCUCGUGCCGAUGUACAUCGGAGAGAUCGCCCCCAAGGCGUACCGAGGGGCUCUGGGGACAUUACACCAGCUGGCCAUCAGCAUCGGCAUCCUCAUCAGCCAGGUAAUAGGCUUGGACUUUGUGUUUGGGAACGAUGACAUGUGGCCCCUGUUGCUCGGGCUGUCUGGAGCUCCGGCGGUCCUCCAGACCUUCCUGCUGCCCCUUUGCCCCGAGAGCCCCCGCUACCUUUACAUUGUGCUGGGCAAGGAGCCCGAGGCCCGCAAGAGCCUGUAUCGUCUGAAAGGGGCGUAUGACGCAACUCCCGAUCUGGAGGAGAUGAGGAGGGAGAAAGAGGAGGCAGACAAGGAGCCCAGAGUCUCCAUCCUUUCCUUGGUCCGAUCCCCUGUGUACCGGCAGCAGCUGUUUGUCGCCCUCAUGAUGCACCUCUCCCAGCAGCUGUCUGGCAUCAACGCAAUCUUCUAUUACUCUACGGAUAUCUUCACUCGGGCCGGUGUCGCUCAGCCGGUCUUCGCCACGAUAGGAGUCGGACUCAUCAACACGCUCUUCACUCUGGUGUCGGUGAGUGUGGCUCCAGAUGCAAAAAACAACAAAACAAACACACUUUCUUUUAUCAUUUGUAAUAAAACACACACACACACACACACACACACACACACACACACACACACACACACUGUGUUCCAGGUGGCUCUGGUGGACCGGGCCGGCCGGCGCACCCUGACUCUGGUGGGACUGGGAGGGAUGUGUUGCUGUGCCGUCGGCAUGACGGUGGGCCUCAAGUUACAGAACGAAUACUCGUGGAUGAGCUACGUCAGCAUGUCGGCCGUCUUCCUCUUCGUGAGCUUCUUUGAAAUCGGGCCCGGGCCCAUCCCGUGGUUCAUCGUCGCCGAGCUCUUCAGUCAGGGACCUCGACCGGCGGCCAUCGCUCUGGCCGGCUGCUGCAACUGGACCAGCAACUUUGUCGUCGGCAUGAUGUUUCCAUAUGUACAGACUUGGUUGGAAUCGUACGUGUUCAUCCUGUUCGCCGUGCUGCUCCUCGGCUUCACCGUGUACAUUUACCUCCGGGUGCCCGAGACCAAGGGCAAGAGCUUCGAGGAGAUCGCCGCCAUCUUCCACAAGGACCGCAAGAAGUCGCCCGAAGAGGCUGCGGAAAUGCAGCAGCUGAAGGCCUCCACGGACGCUUGAAAACAAGACGGCCGUGUUGUGUGCGGUCCAGUUUGUGCGCGUGUUGCGAAGGUUCAAACUGUCUGUCAGUAUUACCCAACGUCGAGUAUUUGUUGUGCAUUACGAUUAUUGUUGAAUAGGGUGCGACACAAAAAACUCAGCAGCAACACACAAUAGCACGUUUGUGUUAUAUGAAGUGGAGUUUACAUUUAUUCCAUAUAUAAACUCGCGGUAUACAAUAUUUUACGACAAGCCUGUUUGUUUAUUUUUGACCCGACUGCAGCUUUAUUGCGUCUUUUAUUGUCAUCGGUUGACAGGCUUUAGUGUUUUGAAUUCACUUCCACUGCUGUCAUAGCUUCAUUUGUGGCCACAGUAGGCCCAUUUUUCCAGAGUAAAUAAGCAUAAAAAUGUCCCUGUGCACUGCAUACCCAGCACCAGACAUAAGUUAGACAAAGUUAGAGAAUAAUAAUGAACAUAGAGCGGGAGAAAAGAGUCAAAAGGAGAGCGACUGUUGGCCGUACACUCAAAGAAAUGACUCAUUGGAUGAACUCAAUUAAAUUGUUGGCAGGUUUUCCAUCCAAUAAUUAUAUUCAACUCCAACUCAAAUUUAGCACAUCAGUGCAAUACAAUGUAAUUAAGUUAGUCCAACUCAUUUGUAUCAAAUAUAUCUAAAAUAAAAUAACAAUAUUCAUUAAAUUAAAUUAAUUUGUGUUUGUCCAACUCAAAAUAUAAACUAACUAAGAAAAUAUGCAAACUCCACACAGAAGGAAAGCCCCGAUUGGGAAUUGAACCCACAGACCUCUGGCUUUUAGGCGACGGUGCUAGCCACUACACCACCAUACAGCCCUGAAAGUGUCUUCACCUUGUAAACAACUGAUUCUCAGCUGGCGCAUGUGCAAAGGGUAGUCCUCAAUGAAACACAUUUAUUUUGAGUUGAUAUGCACACCAUCUAACCUAAAUAAAUCUAAUAAAUGAAAGAAUUCAUACAUUUUGUGUUCCACCCAUUAAAUAUAAAUAUCUAUUUUUGUAAUUGAUUUAUUUAAAUGUAUCAAACAAUAUUUAAAUGUGUCACCUCGAAGAAGGGCUUGAAUAGUUUUUGUGAGUGUAACCUAAAUAAAUCUAAUAAAUGAAAGUAUUCAUACAUUUUGUGUUACACCCAUUCAAAAUAAAUAUCUUCGUUUUGUAAUUGAUUUAUUUAAAUGUAUCAAGCAAUAUUUAAAUGUGUCACCUCUAAGAAGGGCUUGAAUCGUUUUUUUGAGUGUAUGCGCUCUUCAGUUGACCGGAAAACACAACGACCGCAGAUGAACGCUGACGUGUCUGCGUGGGUUUGUCAACGGGCAGCUGUUGGAUAUCAAGUUGGUCACUUUUGUGUUCAAGCUUUUUAAAAAUGUAACUUUAAAAUAAACAGAAUUGUGUAAUUAC
Messenger RNA from Pseudoliparis swirei, 7628 nucleotides. RefSeq names its product traf2 and NCK-interacting protein kinase-like. Gene Ontology annotation, molecular function: hexose transmembrane transporter activity; ATP binding; protein kinase activity. The coding region runs from base 84 to 6227 and encodes 2047 amino acids. The transcript is spliced from 44 exons. Lineage: Eukaryota; Metazoa; Chordata; Actinopteri; Perciformes; Liparidae. The record is from RefSeq and is a predicted model, not a curated record. Gene Ontology annotation, biological process: protein phosphorylation; monosaccharide transmembrane transport. Gene Ontology annotation, cellular component: membrane; brush border.